AACGUAUCACUUGCGCCAACUCAAUAUGUAUAAAUAAAAUUAAAUAGAAAUUUUACUGUCUUCUUAAAUUUAAAGCUUUCAAAAUCAUAAAUUUAAAUCAGACUAAUUCCACACAAAUUUAAAAAUAAUGUAGCUACAACAAAAAAUAUAAUUAAGAACAAAAUAUGGCAAAGCUGUCAUUUUCGUAUAUAAAUGAACUCUGCGAAACGUCUCCCUUUUAUAACCUCAAAAAUGCGCGAGAUGCAUCAAACUCCAAUGGUGAAGUGAGCUUUUUCUUAUAAUUAACUAGUGCUAAAGUGAACGGAUUACCACAAUGCCAUCGAAAAAGAGAAAAUACAACGCCCGGUUUCCCGCCGGGCGAAUUAAGAAGAUAAUGCAGACGGACGAGGAGGUCGGGAAAGUGGCCCAGGCCGUGCCAAUCAUAAUUUCUCGGACACUGGAGCUGUUCGUGGAGUCUCUCCUCAGCAAAGCCCUACAAGUGACGACCGCGAGGAACGCCAAGACCCUCAGCCCUUCACACGUCAAGCAGUGUAUCUUGGCCGAAUCUCGCUUCGACUUCCUCAAGGACUUGGUCGCAAACAUACCAGAUGUGUCGGCGGCAGAAGAGAAAGAAAUGAUGAGCGCCGAGGACUCCCCAAAUUCAUCUAGAUUUUCAGACUCAGCUCCUCGCCGAUUAGCCAGAGAAGACUCCAAUAGCUCCAGCAGCAGUGAAGUCCGACCACGGAUCCAAAGAGAAAUGCCUCGCAGCAUCUCCUUAGACCCCGAAAUACAUAGGCAUAGGCACGAACCCACCUCCACUAUAGUCUCCACAGAUACAGUCAUGGAUUUAUCAAAAAAGUCAACAGAACCAAAAGUUCGUGCAAACUUUUACCAAGAAACCCUUCCUGAUGAGGUACAGCAAACUAGUGUCAUAACCCCCAACCCAACUUACGCGCAACCCUCAACCUCAAACUUCGUCCCAAAAGUCGACGUGCCAAAGCCAACGAAAUUCUACGUAGAUGUACCAAUACAGAACAAUAACACGCCUGUGACACCAAUAUUAAACAUAGACUUUUCAAAAAGCUUAGCCGCCCCCGAGAUAAAAGUUUUAAGCCCCGCUUUAGAAAAACCGAGAUUACAAAAACAAAAUUCAAAACCAUAUAAGGAGGUUAAGGAAGUUAAGAAGUUCAAACCUACGCCGCAUAUUGACAUAGAUUUGACGGGAAAUCUACAGAUCGAUGAAGACUAUGAUACCUGAAUACGUUUGUAAGUUUUGUUUUUGUAUUUUGUAAGUGCUGUUUGCUAUGCAAUGGGGUUUUUCAAGCUGUAUAAAAAACAUUUUAUUUUGACGUUUUUGUUAAAAAGUUAUUGCAAGAUUUAUUGCUUUCAAAACACAAUUAUUAUGGUGGGAGAUUACUCCCGUGUAUCACGGGUUUCUUUAGUUGUUCAAUACUUAAACUAUAAAAUGUCCAAUAAAUUCUCAAUAUUUAAAGUCCGUGACACUUCAAUAAGUUUAUUUAGACUUAAAUCGAACGGGAUAUAAACCGUGAUUACCUUUUAUAUUGUUUCUGAGCUCCCGAUAUUUCGACGCAGUUACAUGCAUCUUGUUCAAUCGAUCGAUUGAUUGUCCGGUCGGUUUAAGUCUAGUGAAACUAAGCGUGAAUCAUUCAAUAUGUUUAUUACUUUAAAAUAGAAGACUCCCAUGAGAUUCUGUCAUAUUAUUGUCUGAAUACACAUCGCGCUGUAGUCGUGGCUGAUGAAGGACCUCCAAACGGAUCGAAACACGUGAGUGAACGUUUAUAAAUAUUCAUUGUAUGUUGAACUUUAUUUAUAAGGGAUUAAAGUUAUGGAUAUUUAUUUCGCUGUCUAAAAAGCCUCAUUGGCUAACAGGUAGAUGUAAUAUGUUAUGUUGUGUUGUGUUGUUUACCAUUGUGUGUGGUAUGUUUUAGUCGCUACAUCGAUAUUGGUUCGUUCUGAUUUUCUCAAUCUUGUCGCCUAGUCAAUAAGAUUGAAAAUAAAAAACAAUAUUGACACAGUCACGCCUUUUGACAUUACGUGUCUUAUAUUGUUUUAAACGAGUCAUGAUAGUUUUUAAAUUCAACUGUUUUCUUUUUUCGAAAGCGCGAUGAACUAAUGAUCCAUUCAGAACAACGCCAUCUAUCGUUACCAGAGUUAACUGUCUAGCUUUCCGACUUCGACACUAGAUGUCACUAGUGGUCUCCAAAUUUAUUCUGACGUCACACGCGAAUUUGAAAAAGGGAACAGUUGAUUUUAGUCCUUGAUUUGCGCAGAUAACUGCAUGAAAUUUAAUUACCAGUGAACAGUAACGACAUUUUCCUGAUCUGUUUAUUUGUAAAAAAAAUCCUUUCCCUGGUUAUUUGCACCGGUUAUCUGCGUGAAACAAGAUUUUAGGUAAUUAAGAUAAUUAUGUAAAUUUGACAUUAAAUCUGACUUACACUAGUAAGUUGGAAUGAGAGACAAAUACUUUUGACUCUUACGCAAUGACUUACAAAAUGUAAGUCGGUCCUAGAAAUUAUAGAUAAGAUUUUUCUAGUUCGCGUGGCUGCAAAGAGUUGACAAUUGUUUUGUUAUUAUGAAGUCUAACCUUUAAAUUAAGAUUAGCGAUCUUAUUUAAAUAAUUAUCAAAGAAUAAAAACGUUUGCUGGCAAAACUGUUUUAAUUUUAUAAAUUAAUUGACGCUACCGAUGCUUGUCGAUAAAGAUUCUCUUGAAGGUUUUUAUUCUUUGAUCUUGAUACGUUUAUGUGGUUUUAUUAUUGUAAACCAAAGUUUCAUGUGUAUAUUACAAAUGAGUGUCAGAUAUUUUUGGUGCGUUGUUUCACCCGCUACUAUUGAUGCUGACUGUACGGUCCGAGGCCUGGGCUAUAACCGCGUAAAUCGAAGUUCGCAAAUUGCGGGCAUCUUUCUCUGUUACUCUAAUUACGCCUUCAUUGGAGUUGAGAAAAACGUCCGCAAUUCAAGAAUUUCGGAUUACGCGGUAGGCCCCCUGUUCGAUCGAGUGACAGGUUUGCCGUACGUGCGUUAAGGACGCAGCUAUGAGUGAAAGCGAGAGAGAUAAGCUGACCGGCCCAAGGUCGUGAUCCGGUACGUCCGUCUGUUAGUGCUUUAAAGAACUCCAUUUACGUUGCAAGAAAUAACAUGCGAUUUUUGAGAAUUGCCGGUUAAGCUAGUUCAAUUGAUCGAUCAAAUGCUGGAAAGUAACACAAAUCGCACUGUAUUAUCGGCGAUGUCAGUGGAGGCGUAAAGGCCAGUCCAGAUGGGAACAAUGUUUCGACAAUCUGAUUAAAUUGUCUGAUCAAAUCAGGUUGUGCGGACGCCUACGCUAAUUUGGUUCGCCAAUUUCGGCCGCCGAUUAUGACCGAUAUUACCGAUAAAAUGGAGAUGCGGAUGCAAGAAUACCAAUCUGUGAUGCUAGUUAUUCGCCUUUGAGUUUAUUUUUUAAUUCGGAGCGCUCAAAAUUACCAUAAAUCUAAAUUUGGUGAUUACAUUGGAAAUCGACGCCAAUUUGUUUUCUGAUCAAAUCGGUCGAUUUCAUCAUUCCGUCAGGACUGGCCUUAAAGAAUCUAUAAACGAUGCAACAAAUGGCAUGCGUUUUUAAAUAAUUGCUGAUUAAGUAAGAGCAACGAAUUUAAUCGAAACGCGAAUCUUAUGCGUUUACCGCUGACGUUUGGAGAGACCAUUAAUGUAUAAGUGCGUUCUGUACGUUUGUCGCCAUCAUGAAUGAAGCGUUUCAAUCUUUUUUAGAAACAAAAACGAAAGGACUAUGCGUCAAAAUGAUUAAAAAACCAACAGAGUUGAGAAUUAAGUCAUUAGAUAGGGAGCGUGCAUGAACUGUAGGAGGCAGCACAGGAGCCGUCAGAUUUUUGGCGCGAGACGUAAAUGUGAUUUUAAUUGUUCCGAUGUAGCCCACAAGAUGGCAGAACCUACUAUGCACAAGAAAACACGUUACGUGUAAAUGUACAUGUUUAUGGUUCCGAUUCAGGCCACAAGAUGGCAGACCCUCCAACGCGCACGCUCCCUAUAGGUAUUUCUAUGUACGGUCGUUCGGUCGGUGUAUGGUCGUUCUAUGGUCACCCAAGUGGAAAAUGUCAUCACCCUUAUUACCUAGGUAAUGGAGUCCACCGCUGGGCGAGCGCGGCGAAUAGAUUGCCCCGCUUGCAGCGGUGCGCGAACAUCUACCUUGCAGCAAUUAAUUUACUUACUUGUUCUCUAUUGCCUAGGUAAUAAGAGUGAUGACAUUUUGACUAAAAUACAAAUAUUUCAGUUCUGCGAUUGAAUUCCGGUUGGUGUCUGUAGAACGAAAUGAAGUACAUAGAAAUACCGAUCUAAUGACCUUACUCUCAUUUCUAUUGGUUUUUGGAUCAGGCUCCAUACAAAGUUGCCCAUAGUCCUUUUAUCUAAUCAAUUCAGAACAGUCAUAUGUUAUGUUUAUGAAAAUGUUAUUUCAACUGAAAAGGACUUAAUUGUGUACUUGUAUUUAAUUAAUUUUCCUUCAGGAUAUAUUGGAAGUAGGUGCGGUUGCCAUCAGAUAUAACGGAGUGGCCACGGGACUCACUUUAAGGCCCCGUAAAUUCGUCUUCUUCGCUGAUUCUCACUGAGCGUAAGCGAGAGGGAUGCGCGUGCUCGGGACCGUGGUAGUCAUGUUAUUGAAUUUUAAUUUGUUAUAAGUUUUAACAAAAAACCGGGCAAGUGCGAGUCGGACUCGUGCACGAAGGGUUCCGUACCAUUAUUUAUAAAAAACGGCAAAAAAAAAAUGUUUUUUGUAUGGGAGCCCCCCUUAAAUAUUUAUUUUAUUCUGUUUUUAGUAUUUGUUGUUAUAGCGGCAACAGAAAUACAUCAUCUGUGAAAAUUUCAACUGUCUAACUAUCACGGUUCAUGAGAUACAGCCUGGUGACAGACGGACGGACAGCAAAGUCUCAGUAAUAGGGUCCCGUUUGACCCUUUGGGUACGGAACCCUAAUAAUCGAUGAGUCCCCUCAAAAAUAAAAUGGCGCAUAUUUAGAAGCAAUUUGGAUAUUUUUAACUUUUGUACAUAAAUUGUGACAAAUUUUAAAGUGCGUUUUAGACCUAUGUUCGUGAUUGUUUUGUAUCAAGCGAAAGUGUAAUUAACCAGGAUUCGAAUCCAUGGGUAUAGACAGGUAAAAUUUAUGGCCUCUGCCCCCCUUCGGCCCCCGGUGAUAUCAACUUGCCCCCCCCCCCCCCCCACUUCACUGAAUGACUACGCCCUUGUUUGAAUCGAUUGUCACUAGAGAAAAUUCUGAAGAUUCCAUGAUUAUGGCAACUGUAUUGUGAAUAUUGUGAUUUAAAAAAACGAUUUUUCAAUAACUCCCGUCUCUAAAGCUACGGCACCUUAACGUUUUGAUAGUAGAGGCUUUGAUCAGAUAUUUAUGAACACCUUGGCCGCUCCGAUAUAUCUGAAGGCGUCUGUAACUCCAUGCUUGUGAUCUUUGUCCCUUUUGAUUGUAAUAAUGUGCUAAAAUGGUGAAAAACAACACUAGUUUAAAUGAAACGGUCACUUUGUGUGUAAAUUUCUAUAAUGAGGUGACCCUUUUUUACUGAUUUGAGUGUAUAAUGUAAUAUGGUAUUAUGCAAAUGAUUGUGACAUUAAAAGAGUCAAAAAAAAUUCAGUUCAGCUUUUUCCCAAGUUGAUGUUUUUUGUGAACUAUGAAUUGUAUUGUUUUUAUAUGUAGUAAGUAAUAUAUGUGUAUGAAAUGUAGGUAAAAAAUACUUUGCUGAAUGUCAAUUAAAUUGAGAUUUAUAUAAUUAUGAAGAAAAUGUAUGUGCUUUGUAGUUUGUAACAUAAAUUGGAACCUUAAAGCACUUUUAAGGUCAGUUUUGGCCUUAGCCUUGCCUGUUUCUUUUUUUCUUAUUGAUAUAUUUUUCUAUAACUCCAUCGAAAAGAAAUUGAGCCUCUUGGCCAUUUACUAUCUGUAUCUUUAGGUAUUUAAAUAAAAGUAAACAACCAAUUUGUACAUUUUCGGGUAGUUAAAACAUUCAUUGGUUAACCAACCAUUGACAUAUAUCUAAGGACGGGCCAAGAAUGGUGCUAGUUCAGCGGUGUCACUCACGAAUUCGACCUAAUCGUGCAGUCUAACGCAACUAGUUGCGACUUACGACCAAUCGCGCGCAUGAUGGGAAUUGGGAACUCGCGUUGUGGCGUUAGACUUCACGAUUGGCUUGAAUUCGUGACAUCGCUGUACUGGCCCCAUUCUUAUUGCCCGUAAGGCUAUGUAACCAACCAAAUACGAAACCGCCUGGAUCUGUCACUAACCGACCUAAAUUUAACCUACAUUAUUUAAUCUUGUAUAGGUAAAAAACUUAAGUAAGUCACCUGUUGUAUGUAGUUGUGACGUGUUCGAAUAGACAAUACAUGUUUAAAAGACACACACAAACAAAACAAAUGUCUAUUCGAACACGUCACAACUACAUACAACAGGUGACUUACUUAAGUUUUUUACCUAUAAUGUUUUAAUCUACCCUCAACUGAUUUAAGGAGCCAUUUGAGGGUAGAAUUUGUUUACUUUUAUUUAAAUACCAGUCAGAGUAUAAACAAUUUCCAUAAUUAUAUAGCUGUCCCGCUCGCACAUUGGCAUUUACCGACAUCAUCGAAGGGACAGCAAUAUAAUUGCGCGUGCGAUAGAAAAAGAAACAGGCGGGUCAAUGUGCGAAAUUAUUCGUGCUUAGCAUCCUUACUUUAGUGAUGGUCAAAGUUGACAAAUACAGUGUGCUUCACGAAGAACCCGAAAGUUUUUAAUAGUGUAUUCCUGAUCAUAUUUCAAGACCAACUGCUUAAACUUUAUUUGUGAGGGAUUGUUAGGGAAUAUAUGAGUAAAAGAAACUAGCUCAUUCAAUAUUACUAACAAAUUUAUUCGAACAGCAAAAAAAGUAACCGGAUACAGCUUUGGAGCGCUUUAGGGCCUCCAAUACUUAAAUUACUGUAGUAAAAUGGCACUCGCCUAUUUUAAGUGACAGGUUUACUAAUAACAUUUGAUUUUUAUGUACAAAUGCAGGAAAAACAACGAAAAAAACCAAAAUUUUUUUUUGGCAAAAUUGACCUAAACUCGUCAAACAUUCUUUUGGCCUCAGAAAUGCGUGGUUAAAAUCUUUCGGGUUUUUCGUGGAACACCGUGUAUAUCAGAAUCAGAACACAUGCUGAUUUCUAUGGUAACUAAGACAAGUUACGAUAUAUUUGACCACUGACCGUCACUAUCUAUUUGAUGUUGACUGCACAUGUUAUACCUAAAGCAGAAAAGGAUUAAAUUACGCUGAAUAUGUAUAUAAUAUAGUAUUGUAUACUAUUUUUGUACCUAAAUAUCUGUUUUAUGCAUUGACAUAUAUCUAAGGACGGGCCUUACGGCAGUAAGAAUAAGGCCAGUACAGCGGUGUCACGCCCACGAAUUCGAGCCAAUCGUGCAGUCUAACGCCACAAUGCGAUUGAUGGACGAGUUUGCAUCACGCGCGCGAUUGGUCGCAACUAGCUGCGUUAGACUGCACGAUUGGCGCGAAUUCGUGAAUGACACCACUGAACUAGCACCAUUCUUAGUGCCCGUAAGGCCCGUCCUUAAAUAUAUAUCAAUGGUUUUAUGUCACUGUACAAAUGAUCACGCAAGAAAUAAGUCAUAUUGAAGUUUGAUGAUAAUCGUAUGUGUGUUAGUACAGUCAGAGACGUGUAAACGGCAAAGACUGCUAAUAUCAGUCUAAAGUUGUGUUUUGUGGUCAUCGAAAUUAACUGCCUCGUUUGCAUAACAUGAAACCUUAUGUUAUGUAACUAGAAUGGACCCAACAUUGAAACCGCGAUAAAUUUCUUUCAAAAAUAUUAGUGUCCCUCUCAAUUUCGACUCUUUAUUGUCAUUGUCAGACAUGUCAGGAAUUGUGCAAACUGACAGAUUGCUUUAUUCACGAUUUAGUGAAAAGUAAACAUAUACAAAAAAAUAUACUACUUGCACAGCCUUGAAUAGUAUAAAGUGAGGAAGUGACGUCAUAUUUUGAUAUAAAUUUGACAUAAACAACACAGUCACACUAUGUAAUUGCAGAUGCCAUGCAGAGUUAGAUUGGUCCAACUCUAGAUGGCCCGGUAUGGAAAGAUCUUGCAAGUACCUACCGAAAAAUAUGUUUUUGACGUUAAAUGCUAUACAAUUAAAUUUAAAAAGAGUGACCCAGGAGAAUUUAACCAUGGCAACGAGUGACAUGAAAAAGUUGAUUCGCCUUCACCUAAUACAUAAAAUUAGCAGUCUUUAUUAUUUGCAUGUCUUUGAUAUAACGUAAGUGACUGGGGUUUUCCGAGUCAGAGCUAUCAUGUUGGUAUCCAUGGAUACUUAUGGCUAACUACCCUAUUUAUGACACCUCGCCUGUGGUUGGCACCUUUACAAGUAUUAUAGUACAAAGAGUGGGGAAGUAGAUUAUCUUCAUACAAACGCACCGCGCGCGGCUUGUAUGUGUGCGCCAUAGUAUCCAUGCGUCGCUGCACCCACACUCAAACAAAAUGUCGACCCGUUUCUCAGUGCGCCAGCCGGGGCUUUUGUUUGAAUGUGCGUGCGGCAAUGUAAAGAUACUAUGGCGCACACAUACAAGCAGCGCGCGCUGCGUUUGUAUGAAGAUAACCUCUACUUCCCCACUCUUUGUACUAUGCCUUUACCUUAUAAAUUUUAAGCCAUCAGUGGUUACUUUCCUACAAAAAUAGGUGCCAAUGCCUGGUUUUAGUGCCAAUUAUUGGGAAGUAGUUAGCAUAUAUAUAUGUUUGUAAUUUUAUUUAUGCGUUUAGAGCAUUUAAUAACCGGAGACGCCUUUAAGAGUUCACCCCUCUGCCGAAACCUUGCCCAAUGGUCAUACUUAUUGUAUGGACUGACAUGGCUAUUCACGUAAAAAUCGGCAGACUUUUGUACAGAAAAUUACAGACAAGGCGUCUCCAAUUACUAAAUGCUCUAAGACUAAGGUUUAGAGAGAAUACAUCGGUAGUGGUUUGUUUCCUUAGGGAGCCAGUUACCAGUGACACUGAUGAGUUAUUUAAUUUUUAACCGUUUUGUUAAGGAUUUUAAGUUGAUUUUUCCAUAACCGAUGUAAGUAAGACUGUGAGACUCGAAAGCAAUAAUGUCUAACCCCCUCAUUCAUAAACGUCUCCUUAAGUUAAGAAGCCGCUAAUUAUCGUUUGUCCCUUUCUAUAAUACCAAUACGUCGGAAAGGGACAAACGAUUAUUAGCGGCUUGUCAACUUUAGUAUACGUUUAUGAAUAAGGGGGUUAAUGUAUAUGUAUAGUAAAAUGUUAGAAUUAUGUGUACAACGCUGCAUUGUAUGUUUUUAUGUUGUAAAUUAUGAUAGAAAUACAGUUUGGUGAUACGUAA
Molecule: messenger RNA, 9336 nt
Organism: Cydia pomonella (codling moth)
Lineage: Eukaryota; Metazoa; Arthropoda; Insecta; Lepidoptera; Tortricidae
Gene: NC2alpha
Product: dr1-associated corepressor homolog
Exons: 5
Coding region: 314-1237 (307 amino acids)
Biological process (GO): negative regulation of transcription by RNA polymerase II; positive regulation of transcription by RNA polymerase II; transcription by RNA polymerase II
Cellular component (GO): nucleus; negative cofactor 2 complex
Molecular function (GO): core promoter sequence-specific DNA binding; transcription corepressor activity; transcription coactivator activity
Source: RefSeq, a predicted model, not a curated record